AUGAAGCUUCAUCCGGCCGCCGCUGUCUGCUGCCUUGUCCUCGUCUUCCUUUUCGAUGCUGCUCUGGUGGAGGCCCGAAGCACACCUUCGGCUCAGGGACAGUGGUCCAGCAUGUUCGUCUUCGGCGACGACUUCGCCGACAACGGCAACCUCCCCAAGCUGAAGCGCGGCCAGACUCCGUCUGAAUCUAUCGGGGAGGACACCACCCGCCAGUGGAGCUAUCCCUACGGGUCAUAUCUCAGCUCUCGGGGACCAACCCCUAUUCCAAGCGGACGCUUCUCCAACUACCACAUUCAGUCAGAUUUCAUCGCGAGGAUAUUGGGUCUCACUGAAGCCCCUCCGGCAUACGUGCUCACCCCAGAUCAAUCUUGCGAUCCAUCGGGCAUGACACUUGCCUUUGGCGGCGCCGGCGUGCACACGGUGUCCAAGAGUGCGCCAACCCUCACCGCGCAGGUCAACAUGUUCACCAGCCUAGUCAACGACGGGGUCAUCUCGAAGGACCAGCUCCGCCGCUCCAUAGCUCUCGUCGCCAUCUCCGGCAAUGAUUACCUCAGCGGCGCCGACGUUGAGGAAGCCCACUUGAGCAGCUUCAGCGACAUGAAUACCUACAUUGGGGGUGUGACCUCUGAGAUCGUGAAGAACGUGGAGCGGCUGCAGAAGCUCGGCCUGAGGAAGGUGAUCGUGAACAACCUGCACCCCAUCGGCUGCACGCCUCUGAAAUCCAGCUCGAGCAACUACACCACGUGCGACCUUCUCGGCAACUACGGAGCUGCUCUGCAUAACAACAACCUGGAAAGGUUGAUGGGCAGGAAGAACAAUGCCCACAUACUGGACCUCUACACCGCCUUCACCGACAUUGUCAACCACGCCUCCCGUGGACUGUCGGAUGACGCCAAAAGGUUCAACCGCAAUUUAGCCCCGUGCUGCGUGAGCGCUUAUGAUAAUGGGUACUGUGGGCAGCGCAGCCCUUCAGGAGAGCGCCUCUACGAGCUGUGCGAGAAUCCCGACAAGUACUUCUACUGGGACGAGAUGCACCCCACCAAUGCUGGGUGGAAGGCCGUGAUGAAGGCGCUAGAAGAGCCUUUGAAGGAGUUCCUUGAUCGGGACUAUGUUCCUUGA
Lolium rigidum is the source of this 1119-nucleotide messenger RNA. Its product is annotated as GDSL esterase/lipase At5g03610-like. The coding region runs from base 1 to 1119 and encodes 372 amino acids. Gene Ontology annotation, molecular function: hydrolase activity, acting on ester bonds. The transcript has 5 exons. NCBI's taxonomy places the organism in Eukaryota, Viridiplantae, Streptophyta, Magnoliopsida, Poales, Poaceae. The record is from RefSeq and is a predicted model, not a curated record.